This is a messenger RNA of Silurus meridionalis, 4270 nucleotides long. RefSeq names its product E3 ubiquitin-protein ligase TRIM39-like. Gene Ontology annotation, molecular function: protein binding; zinc ion binding. NCBI's taxonomy places the organism in Eukaryota, Metazoa, Chordata, Actinopteri, Siluriformes, Siluridae. The record is from RefSeq and is a predicted model, not a curated record.
AUGGGUUAGUUUAAAUGGGCACGCUCACAUUAAUAUGUAUGAUAGUUUUCUGAAUUAAGUUCCACUCAGAUUUGUCCAUCAGACAGUGGAAGCGCUUUUCUGAUAGUAGGGGACUGAACAGGUAGUAACUGAGAUCAUUAAGAUCCUUGAUCUUAACAGCCCUGUAUUGGCAUCGACUGAUGCGGAAAAUCUUGCAGAAAAGGAAGAACAGACCCUGAGAUGUGCUUUGCUUUGCGCACCACCCUUUGAAGGGCCUCCAUUUUCAUGAAACUGAAGGUAUACUAAACUAUCAAUUAUAAUAAUUACUGUUUAAUAAAAAGAAUUAUUUAUUUUCAUGGCCAUGACUCUUGACUUGACCGAAUGUGAAAUUACAUAUAAACUUUAUGCUGCAAACAUUUGUUGUCCAGCUUCACUACAUGUUUUGAUCUCAUCCACAUAUUCUUUAUUUCAGUGAUCCUCAAGUUGAUUAGUGUUCACAUACCUUCAUAUAAUUUAAUGCUAAUUUACAUUCAGUGUAAAUACAAUAUAGUCGUUUCUUUAUUAGUGACGUCAAUAGGGGGCGCAGUUGUGCCUUUUUUUAGAGAAAUGAAAGUGAACCUGAUGAGGACAACGCUCUCGGUCUAUUGGUUUAAAGGCUUUACGACGUGGUGUUUGCGGUGCAUUCUGGGAAGGCAGGCAGAAAACACAGAGGCAUGGCUUCCUCUAGUCUCCUGUCUGAAGAGCAGCUGCUGUGUUCGAUCUGUCUGGACGUGUUCACUGAUCCAGUCACCACUCCAUGUGGACACAACUUCUGCAAAAACUGCCUUGCAGGUUAUUGGGAUAGCAGUGACCACUGCCAGUGCCCGAUGUGUAACAAGAGUUUCGAGAUGAGACCUGAUCUGUCUAUUAACACUUUGAUAUCUGAAACGGCUGCUCAGUUUAAGCAGUCAGUUCAAGCACAUACUUCUAACACUACAGAGAGAAAUGCAUGCGCAGACACUAAGGUGUUGUGUGAUGCUUGCACUGGGGUCAAAGAGAUCGCCAUGAAGUCAUGUCUGAAUUGUGGAGCAUGCUACUGCAUGAUUCACCUAGAGCCUCACAAGAAUAUUCAAAACCUGAAGAAACACAAACUAAUAAACCCUGUGGAGAACCUGGAGGACUACAUAUGCAAGAAACAUGAGAGACCCCUGGAGCUGUUCUGUAGAGAUGAUCAGAUAUGUGUGUGUCAGUUCUGCACUGAAGGAGACCACAAGAAUCACAACACUGUUCCUAUAGAGGAGGCGAAUGAAGAAUUGAAGGCUUGCUUGAAGAAAACACAGGCAGAAGUGCAGCAUUUGAUCCAGGAAAGGCUAGAAAAGACUGAAGAGAUUAAACAUUCACUGGAGCUCAGCAAAAAAAGCACAGAGGAAGAGAUCUCAGAAGGUGUUGAAGUCUUCACUGCUCUGAUUCACUCCAUUGAGAGAAGUCAGGCUGAGCUGCUGGAGCUGAUGGAGGAAAAGCAAGAAGUAGUAGAGAGGCAGGCUGAAGAACUCAUUCAAGAGCUGGAGCAGGAAAUCACUGUGCUGAAAAGGAAAGAUUUACAUUUGGAGCAACUCUCAAAUGCUAAAAACUAUCUCCAAAAAAUUCAGAUUUACUCCUCCAUGUGGAGCCCUCCACAUACCAGGAACUGGACUGAGGUCAGCAUUAACCCGGACCGUAGUGGGAAGACUCUAAGAACAUCUCUGUCUCAUCUUUACAAACAACUCAACAAUGAAAUGCAAAACAAAUGCAAAUUAAAGCAGAGAAGUCGACAGAAGGCAGAAGCCUUUAAUUACUUCAACGUGAAUUGGACUCAACUGCUGCUGCUAUUGUUCCUGCCAGUGGCCGUGUUCAUACCAAUGUCAAAAGCAAUAUGGAUACAGAUUUAUGCAGUGGAUGUGACACUGGAUCCUGAUACAGCAAGUAAUUUUCUUAUUUUGUCGGAAGACGGGAAACAAGUGAGGAGUGAUGAGUACGAAAUAAUGAAUGCCCCAUACAACCCAAAAAGAUUUAUUAAUGAUCCUUAUGUCUUAGCAAAGGAGAGUUUUUCCUCAGGUAGAUUUUAUUAUGAGGUACAGGUCAGGGGGAAAACUGAGUGGGAUUUAGGCGUGGCCAGAGAGACUAUUAAUAGGUAUAAUGAGGUUUAUCCCGAUUAUAAUGAUGGGACUUGGUCUUUGAUUCGAAGGCCUGGCAAUGAUUACAGGGCUUGUGCUGGUUCCUGCAUCAGGGUCACUGUGAAAGAAACGCUGGAGAGAGUGGGGGUGUUUGUGGAUUAUGAAGAGGGUCUGGUCUCAUUUUAUGAUGCUGAGGCCAGGUCUCAUAUCUACUCUUUAACUGGUCAGUCUUUUACUGAAAAACUCUAUCCAUUCUUCAGUCCAGGUUUUGCAUAUGAAGAUGUAAACACACCACCGUUGAUCAUCUAUGAUGGCUAUAAAUACCUGAUUACACUAAAACAGUUUUUCUCCAGGGUAACAGUACAGCGAUGGUUUUAAAGCCAAUGUUCGAUUGAUUUCAUAUUUUAAACUAAAUAACAAUCAGGCCAUAUAAAAUUAAGUAUCUUAUCUCUAACUACAAUUUAUCAUAACUAAAAACUACAAAACUACAUGUAUCUGCCUGAUCAGAAGCAUGUGGCAUAAUUAAUGAUUGACUGCUGUUCCAUACAAUGUAAAUAACACAUGCAGUGAUUUAAACUCCUACAGCAGAGAAAAAAACUUUUUUUUUUUUACAUGAACGUCAAGAACAAAUGUUGAAAACAAAAUUUUCUGCAUACAGCAGUAUUGUGUUUUUGCAGAAAGUGGCUUCAUUCAUUUUUAUUUGUAUAGUGCUUUUAACAAUGGAUAUUGUCUCAGAAGCUUUAUAACCACUUCACAGAGAUAAGUGCCUAUAAGCAAUUCAGCUUAUUUACUUAUUUUGGAGCACAUAGUAACCAUGUUGCUUUGCCUGAGAGUCAAAGCAGGAUAAUAUAACUUUACAUUUUAUUUUUUUACGGCCUUCUGAAAGUUUAUUUUACAAAUGUGAAAAACUGAGAAGAAAAAAAACUUCACUCAUAACAGUAGUGAAAAUUUUGCAUACGCUGUUACAGCAACUGAAUACUCUCAAUUUAUAAUUCUUACAGGUCAAAAAGUACCAAACAUAAAAACUCAAUACUAUCCAACUGAAUUGAACAAUGCACUAUAUAGUCAAUCGCACACUGAUAAACUGGAGAGACUUGAAUACUGCAUUUAAUGUUAAUUCCUUCAUUCCAGUGGUCUCACAAAUUCUGACGGUGUCCUGUUAGUUAAAAAAAAAGGACACGUAACCUUUUGCCUUUUUAAUUCUACGCAUGCAUGAGUACAUAGCAGACUGCCAAUGCUAUCAAUCAUUGCUACUGCAAACACUGAAAAGUCAUAUUUAAAGGUCACAGUGUGGUCCGGUUCGCUAUAAGGCGAUAACUAAUAUGUUACACAUUUACUUAUACUAAAUAGGUCAGGAGAACAGGAGUCUGUUACAGUAAGUUAUAUUACAGCAUUAUAUCUAAUAUUACAUUAAUCAUGCCACAUCACACAGUGUGUUCAGUUUAUAUAAUAGCAUAAUCAGUCUUGUUUUAUUCCCUACAUAUUUUGUUUAUGUUACUAAAAUGCUGUAGAAUGCAGUUCCACACUUCUACAUUGUUCUGUUUGUGUUCACAGCAAAAACGCCUUUUUAUAUAUUUUAUGUAUGUCUGUAAAACAUUUUUUUAUAAGUUGAGAAAUGAUUUACUUAGAGGAAGUAGGACUGGGAAGGAAAAAGAGAUUAUGAGAUGCAUUACUAUUUAUGUGUUGAUUCAAAUAGACUAUAUUUUCUAAAGCUUGUAAUAAUUUUGUACUAGUUUUUUUCCUUAUUUCUGUUGUGGUAGAAAAAAGAAAUAUAUGUAUAUGAAUAUGUAACAGUUAGGAAGCUUCUGCACAAACUUCGUCAAUGUUUUACUGUCUUGCUGAUGUCUUCUUUAUGUUAUGUAAAUGUUUGAAAAAUGUGCUACACCUGUAGUGCAUAAGGCUGUAUGAGAACAUGCACUUGGAGCCUGGAUGGGCAGCACUUCCUGUGGAUUAUCAUGAGAGACCCGAAAAAAAAGAGCCCGAUACUGACACCCACCACUGUCAUUACACACAUCUCUGAGGAGGGAAGAGCAGUGUCAAUCUUCAUGUCAGUUAUGGGUUUUUGUGUCAGAAGCUGAUCCCUGAGAAUGAGAAAUGAAUAUGCAUAUACAUGUAUGUGGCUUUGUGUAAAGACAAUAAAUUUAGGACUUUUGAAGAUA